ACAAUACAUAAUGGCAGCAACACAUGACAACAACACGGUAGCAGCACAAAGGGCAAGAAGGUAGAGACACCAACAAAACAUCACGCGAAGCAGCCACAAGUGUCAGUAAGAAUAUUCACGAUGGAAAUAAACCUGUCCAGUUUGAGUGUUUUUUUUUGCAGCUCGCUCCAGACGCUAGCUGCUUCGAACUGAAAAGAGGAGCGACCCAGGGAUGUGUGUGCUUAAGGGACCUCUAACGGAAUGUGACUGGCAGAACGGGUGGAGGAUGAGGGUUGCAUUAGGCAUCACAGAUAGGGGGGAGUGAAGCCUAAGAGUUUUUAUAAAUUAGUCAAGGGGAGGGUUUAGUGUGUAUAGAUAUAUCUAUCUAGUGUAGGGGAGGGGAGGGUCAUGUAAUUGAUUACAUUUCUAUAUAUAUCGACUUGUGCCUGAUGCUGCCACUCAUCUCUGAUUAUCAGCUGGGUGUGCAAUAUGAAGUGCAUGCUUGGAGAGUCACAGAGCAAAGGUAUAUUUCUAAGAUAACUGAUGGGAUGGUGUAUAUACAGCUGUUUCAACCCUAAGCCCCUGCCUGCUCUGCUCUUGCUGAUCAAAAACUUUUGUUGUAUGCUUCCUAACCAGUGGCUGUACUGUGUAGGUCUCUGGUGGCAGUUCAGGAGGAGAGUCAAAGGCUUCUUACGAAAAUAUUAUUUGAUUAGGCCUAGUCCAUCUUGCGUGUAGUAACCUAUAGCCCAGUGGUCACCAACUGUGCGAUUGCCUGGUCGAUCUUCAAGUCAUUAGCCUACAUGAGAUUUCAUAACUUGCAAAACCUUGACCAGAGAGAGAGACUGUUAAAGUAUACUGCAAAGAGCUUCUGUUUUUAUGGGAACAUUAAUUUGUGCAUGAGGCAGAUGUGGUGCGACUUCGAGAUUUGCAAUCAGGUGGAAGACGGUGUCUCUCUGGUCAGUCUCACCGGAGGAAAAGAAGGAGAGAGCAGUGACCACUGCCCAAGCCUCCUGUGUGAUGAACAGGAGGAUGAAGAGGAGGAGAGUUACCGUGGAGAUGAGACCGGAGGAGAGGAGGGGGGAGAUAUAGAAGAAUGGGACACUGGACAAAGAGGAGGAGAGAGAGUGGAGGAGGAAGAAGAGAAUGGAGGAGAGAUGGAGAAGAAUGGAGAGAUGGGUGAGGAUGGAGUAACAGAAAGAGAAAAGGAGAGUGAGGUGGUAGUUGAUUUUGAAGAGGAGGGGGGAGAGAUGGAGAAGAGACAGUUGAGAAAGAGGAUAGGGAGGGCAGAAAAAGAGAAGGAGGAGGAGGCAGUGUUAAUUGAGGAUAGGAGAGGGAGUGUAGAGGAGAUGAAGGACAGAAGAGAGAGAGAUGGGAAGGUAGAGGAGGAAAAAAAGCAGAAAGGUGUGAUGGGGCCUGCUCUGUCUCUCGAUCUCGUCGGCGUGACAACUGACCCUGUCGGCAUGACGACCACCACUCAUGAGGACUCUGGGUACCUGAGCUCUGGGAUGGGGUUCUACUGUCCCCCCGGACCUCUCCUAUUCCACACCCAGCCUAAACCACACCCCCAACCCCUUCUGCCCAGUGGGGUGAAGCGCCCACAUAGUGUCAGCCCCCCUCCCCCUCCCACCCAAAGCCUACAGGUUAAGGUGACUCGAGUGUACUCUACUCGCCGUUCGAUUGGCUACAGUGCCCGGGGGCGUGGCCAGGUGCUUCCCCUCCCCCUGUUGCCAGCGGUAACCAUGGGAGACCCCUCCCUAUUGCCCUCCCUGCCCAAGAAGAAGACAAGAACACUCUACAGCACUGACCAGUUGGAGCAGCUAGAGGGAAUGUUCCAGGAGGACCACUACCCAGAUGGAGAGAAGAGGAAGGAGAUUGCCGCCACGGUGGGCGUCACACCCCAGAGGAUCAUGGUGUGGUUUCAGAACCGUAGGGCCAAGUGGAGGAAGGCCAGUCGUUCUGCAGUGAAGCCAGAACACAAACAGACCUGCAGCCGCCUCCCUGACCCCAACCCUACCUCGCUCCUUGCACCACACCCUAGGGCGGCUGCAGGACACAUCGCCCCCUUCCUCCCUCCUGCUGGUCUCUCCUUACCUCUCCCUCCUACCACCCAGGCACUCCCUUCCUACAGCACCCUGCUAGCCAGCCUUUCAUCCAGCCCUACAGGCAGGUCAGUAGGAGAGAGAGGGCCACCGUCAGGACCUCAGGGAGGGUCAGUGGAGCACCUACCUCCUAUCAUGUAUAGCCCACCACCUUUACGACGUGCCAGCCUCCCCCUUCUGACUACCUUCCUGAACCCCCCCAAACCUACCCCCAGCCCCACUCCACCAACCCUGCAACCCACCCCAACAUCACCUUUCUUCAUGGAUGUGUUGGAGCCCCACCCCCCCAACAGAGACACACAGGGACUCACCCUGCAGACUGACUCUGGUUCUCUAUUUGACUACAGCAGUGAUCUCCUGUCCAGCAGCAGCAGCUCAGUGAAGAUGGAUCCUCAGCACUACCUUACCUCCAGCCACCAGGGUGGCGCUACAGUCUCCUACCAGCCCCAGGCCUCCCGCCUGGCCUACCUCACCCCCUCCCCCUACCUCAACCCAAACCCCCCUGAGGGGAGCGCCCCUCCCCCCUCCUACCUUACCUUUGGUCCAGGGGGUGGGCCCGGGGUAGUGACCUAUGCAGCUGGAGGCCACACCUACUUCCAGGCACAGACAGGAGGGGGACAGAUCCUACUGCAGUCUGGGAUACACGGUGGUAUCACAGCCUACCAGUCGUACCCGUGGGAUCAGCUCUACAGCCACCCAGCAGGCAUCCAGCAGCGUAACCAGUGUUCCCAGUUUACUACCACCACACUGGGGGGCCGAGACCACCCAACCUCCUCCUCCUACCUGCCACCCACUUACUGUCCCCGCUCACACACUCUCACACACACCUCUACCCAGGCCCAGGUCCUGCCCCCAGUUUCUACCCUGCGACACCCCCACCCCAGAGGGGUCAGCGCCCCCCAGCCCAGAGACCCCACACCACCCUUGGCCCUCCUGGAUCCCCCCACCUGUGUGAAGGCUGAGAAUGAGAGCCCUCCCCAUAUACACAGCAGCCACUUCCACUGUGACUUCUCACCCAUACUCUUUUGACAGACCUGGGGGUUGUUAUUCCUGUCUUCAUAUCUUGCUUAGUUAAAUAAAGGUUAAGUAAAAAAAUAAAACAUCUGUGUGUGUUUUCUGUAUGUUUAUGUGAGUAUGAAUGUAUAUGUGCCUACGUGUGUGACUGAUAUAUUUUGAGGCUCAUUAUUGAGACAGACGGUUCUGUUCAGGUUGUUGGACUGUAAUAAAGGCAUGUU
Molecule: messenger RNA, 3313 nt
Organism: Oncorhynchus mykiss (rainbow trout)
Lineage: Eukaryota; Metazoa; Chordata; Actinopteri; Salmoniformes; Salmonidae
Source: RefSeq, a predicted model, not a curated record